AUGACAUCGAUAAGGAUUUUUAUACUGCUUUUUGCCGUUUGUUUUAUCUCUUUAAAUGCAUGCGGUGCUGGGCCGGAAAAACCAAAGCGUGGAUAUUGCAAGUUCUACGUGGACGGAUCCAGUGAUACAAAAGCAAGCGGAAGAAAAAAGAGACAAUCCGGAACAGCCACGGGGUCCGUUGAUCCUGCAACAGGCACGGCUUCUGGGUCUGUGUCAACAAUGUCAACAAUGUCAACAAUGACAACCACAACUUCACCAAUGGGUGACGGAUCCGCAAGUGGAUCAGGUGGAUCAGGUGGUCAUCAAAAUCCAGUGAAUCAAGUGAAUCACGUCGUCGAUCCGGUGGAUCAGGCGGAUCCGGAGGCGGUGGAGGAGGUGGAGGCUCAGGAGAACUCAGUUCUAAAGGACCCGAUGAAGCGACCAUUACUACCACUGGAUCAUAGGACUUUGGUGUGCAACGGAUCGGCGUUCAGCAAUAUAAGCAGUGCAAUCUUUGCAUUAAUUGAUUAG
This is a messenger RNA of Caenorhabditis briggsae, 510 nucleotides long. NCBI's taxonomy places the organism in Eukaryota, Metazoa, Nematoda, Chromadorea, Rhabditida, Rhabditidae. The coding region runs from base 1 to 510 and encodes 169 amino acids. The record is from RefSeq and is a predicted model, not a curated record. The transcript is spliced from 4 exons.